This is a messenger RNA of Cooperia oncophora, 951 nucleotides long. Lineage: Eukaryota; Metazoa; Nematoda; Chromadorea; Rhabditida; Trichostrongylidae. The record is from the annotation of a GenBank genome assembly.
AUGCCCAAUUACGCAGCCAAUUUGCUGUUUCUGGUGGUCACGACCAUCGCAUUGCCAGCGGAUUUCAAUGCUCAUACGGCGCCACCGGAUCUCAGAGCCUUCGCACCGCUACCAGAUCUCGGUGUCAAACAAUGGACAUGCGAUCCUGCAGUGAUGGCCAAGAGCAAAGAGGUUCCGAAGAGUGCCCACAGUGUCCGAUUUGCAGAUAUCAAAGUGAUCGCAGCUCUCGGAGAUUCACUUACGGCUGCUAAUGGUGCAAACGCUAGAACGCCGUUGGGGCUUCGCAAGGAGUUUCGUGGACUGGCAUUCCAGAUUGGAGGCGAUAUGACGCUUGAGGAGCACAUUACCAUUCCAAACGUACUCAGGAAAUUCAAUCCUAAUUUGUUUGGCUACUCAACUGGAACUGGAAAAUGGGAUUCAUGGGAGGUGUCGAAGUUCAACAUGGCGGGCAGUGAGGCUAAAGAUAUGGUAGUGCAAGCACAACGUCUUGUGGAUCUAAUGCACAAACGCCCUGAGGUAAACAUAACAAACGAUUGGAAACUCGUCCUUAUUUUCGUUGGUGGGAAUGAUGUGUGCCGUUACUGUUAUGAUGCUCAUGCGAAUCGAACAUCAGCCCACGGAGCAGACACGUACAAGAGCAAUCUCAUCAAAGCGAUCCAGAUUUUGAAGGAUAAUUUGCCACGGACCAUCGUAUCAAUAACCGGAAUGAUGGACAUCGAAAUCCUUCGGCCUGUCGAUAAGGCGCAAGUUGUUCUGCGUUGGAUUGCACUAGUAGGUUUUGAACUUUUAUUUUCGAUUCUUCAAAAAGACAUCCCUCAAUUAAAAUGUAAAGUUCAGCAUGAAAUUCAAGACAGCGGCCUUUUCGACUCUUCCGAUGACUUUGCUUUGGUCGUGCAGCCUUUCGGAAAUGGAAUCGAUCAUCCACCACUGAUGGUAUGGCUUAAAGAAUAA